CGGACCUAAAGCCCCUUCAUUUCGCGCCAGGAAGAGACGCCAUUGUAGAUAAUCACUCAUUUUUGACCCGAAAUUCGCCGCCUGUUCCGCCCUGCUCUCCCUCCCUGGCCCGGAAUUGCCCCCUUUCACCCGUGAGACUGAGAAAACGAGGAUAAAUGUGUGAAACGAGGGAAGAGAUGAGCGUCAUGUGGGUCCAGUGUUGAUGGAACCAAAACAAAAACAAAAACAAACCCGAAGAUUUGGAAGUUUGUUGUUGUUGUUUUUUUUUGUGAUCUUCUCGUAAAAUGCUCUACACGAAGGAGACAUUUCGUGAGCUCGAUGCCAUCAAGAAGACGGGCCUCGAGUAUAAGGUUACACAGAUCUUCUUGAAAAUAGGAACCAGUAUUUACCCCAGAAGGAGAUUAUGUGAGGUUGUUACUGACAGUGGAGAACGUGUAGUUGUCAAGGCUAAACACUCCGGAGUUGUGAGACAUUUGCUCAUUAAGAUUGAUGAUGUUGUUAAAGAUGGGAGUGACCUGGUUGAACUGGAAGCAUGUGCCCAUCCAACACUUAUGGGUAAUAUUUGCUGCGAUUGUGGUGUCGUUCUUGAGGACAAUGAAAUUACAAAGACUGAAGUGGUCAGCAUGCUGCACACUGUCCCAGAUCUCAAGAUAAAGAAAAAUGUGGCUGAAGAACUGGGCAAGGAAGACAUCACAAAUCUUUUGGCUCAAAGAAAAUUAGUGCUUCUUGUGGACCUGGAUCAGACACUCAUUCACACUACAAAUGAUAAUAUUCCACCAAACCUAAAAGAUGUAUAUCAUUUUCAAAUAAACACUGGAGGUCCAUGGUAUCACACAAGGCUAAGACCUCACACAAAACAGUUUUUAGAAAAGGUCUCAAAAUAUUUUGAACUUCAUAUUUGUACUUUUGGAGUGAGAGAAUAUGCCCAUUACAUUGCUCAUUUCUUGGAUCCCGAUCACAAGCUGUUUGGACAAAGGAUUCUCUCAAGAAAUGAAUGUUUAGAUCAGAUGUCAAAAAAAGCUAAUUUAAGCUCGCUGUUUCCAUGCGGAGAUAACCUGGUGUGUAUCAUUGACGACAGAAGUGAUGUUUGGAAUUAUUCCCCAAAUGUUAUACAGGUGGUGCCAUACCACUUUUUCCGGCACACAGGUGACAUCAAUGCACCACAGGGCUUACAGAAAAAAGAGAAUGAUGACCAGAAAGGAUAUGAUUUUGAAAAUUUGAGACUCUCACGAGACAAUACAGAAGUCAGCGAUGGUGAAGAAGGGGAUAAAAAGAAUUAUAGCUCUGACUCUGAUAGUGAUAAAGAGACAAAGGAAAUUUUAUCCGAUUCAAACAAAGAUACAGUUGUUAACACUGAUCAAACUAGUGAUAAGUUGGAGAACGUAAGUACAGAAAGUGUUGAAGAUAGUAAAAGUAAAGAUGUGAAUAACAAGACAGCAGAUGUGCAAGACACCUCUAUAGUGACUAACAAAGAGAAAGAUGAAGGCUCAACAGAAGUACAAUCAAAUAGUGUAGAAAGCAUGACAAUUGACACAGAAACAAGAGAAAAUGGCACGAAAGAAGAGGCAGAUGAUAAAGAAAAUGCUGAUUUGACUGACAACAAAGAAAGUGAGGAAAGAAAAAGUUUGAAAGAAACAGAUAUAACAGAGGAGAUAAAAGUGAAAAACCAGGAUGCAGAUGAUGGAGAAGCUGGCAAGCAGAAAGAUUUUAUUGAUGUUGUGGACAAUGAUGAUUUUUUGCUCUAUUUAGAAGACAUCUUGAAAAAAAUACACAGAGCCUUCUUCAAGGAAUAUGACAAGCUUCCCCAGGGCUCUACAGAAAAAGAUUUACCUGACUUAAAGAGAAUUAUCCCUAUCAUUCGACAAGAGGUUCUAAAAGGUGUGAACAUUGUAUUUUCUGGGGUGGUGCCACAACAAAUGAAGCUGCGGGAUUCAAAAGCUUAUUUUAUAGCCAAUUCCUUUGGUGCUGUUGUGUCUGAAAGGUUAAUAGUGAAAGCAAAAGGUGACACUGAAAAGGAGGAUGCUAGCAAAAAGCUGAACUACACAUCUCAUAUGGUGGCAGCAAAUGUACACACAGAGAAGGUUCACCGAGCACGCAAGCACAAAUCUAUAAAGAUUGUUACCCCCAACUGGCUAUGGACAUGUGCAGAAAGAUGGGAGCAUGUGGAAGAAAGGUUGUUCCCCUUGAGCAGUGAGACGGAAAAAGAUAUACAGCGCCUUCCUCCCCAUCACUGCUACUGCCCCGAUACUCUGUUGUUGAGAUCACAGUAUGAUGCAGCAGAGGAGGCCAUGCCAGGGCCAAGCAGUAGAACCAGAACCCCAAGUGGCAGUAUGCUAGAAGAUGUCAAUCCCCUGAUGUUUUUCAGCCCAGAUGAGAAGAACAACAUGGCUAGUGAAGUAGAACAAAUACUGAGCGAUGAGAGCGAUGAUGACGAUGGACCAGGUGAUGAAGAUGAUGAGCAAGAGAGUGAUGAUGAGGACGAUGAUGACGAUGAGGAGGAUGAUAGUGAUGAUGAUGAAGUUGCCCCUAGUAACAAGAAAUUCAAGAGAAUAGAAGACCAAGAUAGCAAUAGUCAGUUUUCAAAUAUGAGGUCGGGGGAUGAGAAAGAAGAGGACUCGCCUCUGCCCAGUGAGGUGUUUCGGCAAGGUGGCGGCCUCCCCAGUGAUGAUAGUGAUGAAGGCAUGAUGGAUGAUGAAGGAGACCUCAGCAGAAUGGGGGCUGACCUUGAGAGUCUCUUGGACUAGAACUGUUGCAGUACAAAUUUUAUAUCCUCAAUAUUCUCUCUCUCUCUCUUCUCUUUCUUUCUCUCUCUCUCUCUCUCUCUCUCUCUCUCUCUCUCUCUCUCUCUCUCUCUCUCUCUCUCUUCUC
Molecule: messenger RNA, 2868 nt
Organism: Penaeus chinensis
Lineage: Eukaryota; Metazoa; Arthropoda; Malacostraca; Decapoda; Penaeidae
Gene: Fcp1
Product: RNA polymerase II subunit A C-terminal domain phosphatase-like
Exons: 10
Coding region: 285-2744 (819 amino acids)
Cellular component (GO): nucleus
Molecular function (GO): RNA polymerase II CTD heptapeptide repeat phosphatase activity
Source: RefSeq, a predicted model, not a curated record